This is a messenger RNA of Rasamsonia emersonii CBS 393.64, 765 nucleotides long. RefSeq names its product Isy1-like splicing family protein. The coding region runs from base 1 to 765 and encodes 254 amino acids. Gene Ontology annotation, biological process: mRNA 3'-splice site recognition; generation of catalytic spliceosome for second transesterification step. Gene Ontology annotation, cellular component: post-spliceosomal complex; post-mRNA release spliceosomal complex; Prp19 complex. NCBI's taxonomy places the organism in Eukaryota, Fungi, Ascomycota, Eurotiomycetes, Eurotiales, Trichocomaceae. The transcript is spliced from 2 exons. The record is from RefSeq and is a predicted model, not a curated record.
AUGGCGCGCAACAGCGAAAAGGCACAGUCGAUGCUCUUCCGCUUCCGAGCGGCCCAGGCCGCUGAAGUCGGAAUUCUGGACAUUGGCCGAACCCGCCGCCCGAAGGCGAUCACGUCGGUGGAUUCGAUCCCGACGUGCGAGAAAUGGCGAGGGCAGGUGCUGAAGGAGAUCUCGCGGAAGGUGUCGCGGAUCCAGGACCCGAGCCUGAGCGACUACCAGAUCCGGGACCUCAACGACGAGAUCAACAAGCUCAUGCGCGAGAAGUGGAUGUGGGAGAUGCAGAUCCGGAACCUGGGGGGCCCGAAUUACAUGCGCGGCGGCGGGCGCGUCUACGAUGACGAAGGGAGGGAAAUCCCCGGUGGCGGGAAAGGGUACCGGUACUUUGGCCGCGCGCGGGAACUGCCCGGCGUCAAGGAGAUGUUUGAGGCCGCUGCGAGGAAGGCCCGGCGGCCGGAGGAGGAGGAUGAGGAUGCGGGAGGCGGAGGCCGAGCGGCAGCUGAGAUGGCUCGCAAGCACGUGGACGCUGCUUACUUCGGGUAUGGGCGUGACGAGGAGGAGGCCUCGCUGGUGGAGUACGAGCAGAAGCGGGAAAAGGAAGCCCUCGAGGACAUGCUCAGGCGUGGUGAGGACGAUGUCGAGGAUGGCUGGGAGCCAUUGCCUGGCGAUGCCGGUGAUGGCGUCGAAUGGAGGCUGCCUACGCUGGAAGAGGUGCAAGAAGAGCUGGUGGAGAGACGAAGAAGGAGACUACUGGACAAGAUCUCCUGA